AAAUCAAUACAAAAUUUAACAGAACAAAGACAAGCAUAUUUGGGGAAAAAAAAACACCAAGGAAAAAAAUGUUCUUAAGUCUUCAAUUGUACUCCUCCAACAAAACCCUUCUAGCUCUUAGUCUUUCUCCACUCUUCCUACUCUUAUUUUCUCUAAUCACUUACAAUGGCUGCUUUGUCGAGGCUCACGUCUUCAUCUAUGCAGGCUGUUCUCAGGAAAAGUACGACCCCAAUUCAGCCUUUGAAGCUAACCGUAACACUCUCUUAGCAUCAGUCGUCAGCUCAUCUUCUCAAACCGCAUACAAUAGCUUUGCCAUUGGAAAUGGAACCUCAACGCCUUCUGAAGCCAACAUAUAUGGCUUAUAUCAGUGCAGGGGUGAUUUGAAGACUAGUGAUUGCUCCGUAUGUAUUCAAAGUGCUGUUAAUCAGAUUGGUUUGGUUUGUCCGUACUGUUAUGGGGCUUCUUUGCAACUAGAAGGAUGUUAUGUGAGAUAUGAGCAUACAGAUUUCUUAGGAAAGCUUGAUACAAGUCUUAAGUAUAAGAAGUGCAGUACACAUGUAAAUAGCGAUGUUGAGUUUUAUAAGCGUAGAGAUGACGUUUUAGCUGAUUUGCAAACAGCUGUUGGCUUUAAAGUGAGUAGUUCUGGUUUAGUUGAAGGCUUUGCAGAGUGUUUGGGUGAUUUGAGUCCACCUGACUGCACUGCUUGCCUUGCCGAAUCUGUUGCCAAGUUGAAGAAUCUAUGUGGCUCCGCUGCUGCUGCUGAUGUGUUCCUGGCUCAGUGUUAUGCCCGCUACUGGGCAUCUGGCUACUACGAGUUUUCAGAUUCCUCCAACGAGGACCAAGCUGGGAAAACAGUCGCCAUUAUUGUUGGUGUAUUAGCAGCUGUGGCAGUUCUCAUCGUUCUCCUCUCAGUCUGCCGAAGAGUUAUGGGUUAAGCAGACUGAUCAUCAUGCGAUGGAGCGCGAUGAAAAUUGUACUGAAGGCUGGUGAUGUUGUAACUGCAACAACUCUACUAUCUUUUACCUUUUUCCCGUUUUGAUACAGUAUUGUAAUCUCCAAAAGGGCUGCCGAUUUCGUAAUUUCAUGCUGUACACACAUCAUCCACUUCUUUAUUUUAUAUUUUAAAGUUAAAUGUACUUUUUGGAAAAUUGUUA
This is a messenger RNA of Mangifera indica (mango), 1154 nucleotides long. RefSeq names its product plasmodesmata-located protein 8. NCBI's taxonomy places the organism in Eukaryota, Viridiplantae, Streptophyta, Magnoliopsida, Sapindales, Anacardiaceae. The record is from RefSeq and is a predicted model, not a curated record. Gene Ontology annotation, cellular component: plasmodesma. Bases 69 to 935 code for a protein of 288 amino acids. The transcript has 3 exons.